GGUUCCUCUGUCACCUAAAACCGGCUCUCCCUCCGUCUGUCCUCACUUCUCUUCGCUUCGGCCGGGAGCUCCUCAGGACUGUAACACUUUGUUGAAUUUCUGCUCAUUUUCAGCCGUAAACAUGGCUCAGGUCAACACCUGCCUCAAACGCAUCUUCACCAUCUUCAACAUCUUCUUCGCGAUUGUUGGUGGCGUCAUCAUCGGGCUCGCUCUGCUGUCUCAGGUCGUCACAAAUGUUGAAAGCAACAUGGAAGGUCGGGCCACCGGCCUGCUCCUCCUGUAUAUCAUUGGCGCCAUCACAAUGAUCAUUGCCAUCCUGGGAGCCUACGGAGCCCACAAGGAGAACAAAGGUUGCAUGAUUGCCUUCUUGGUGUGCAUGGUUAUUGGAAGUCUGGUGCUGCUCCGAGGCGGUAUCGUGUUAGCCGCCGGACGCCCAAAGGUGGAGCCACUACUGGAGGAGAAGUUCAGGCAGAUGCUGCCCCUAGAUCAAGCUCCAGAGGAUGACCAGGAAGUCGCCAACCUCCUUCAGAAGACGUUCCACUGCUGCGGUCUGUUCAGCUAUGACGACUGGAGGGAUGACAUCCCCGAGAGCUGCCUGUGUGACGAGGACCAGUCCGAGGGCCAGUGUCAGACCAUCAACUACAAGAAUCUGAUGCGGCAGGGAGCAGGCCCCAAAAAAGUCUACGCCCAGGCCUGCUUCCCAAUCAUGAUGUACUACCUAAAUUUGAUGUUUUCCAUCCUGAUUGGCAUCACCUUUUCUCUGGCAACACUGGCGCUGCUCGGCAUGGCUCUGUCCUCCGUCAUCAUCCACCAAAUGCGCUACCCCAACAGGGCCACCGUGGUACUGUCGGUCCCCGCCAUCUUCACUCCUGGUCUCCCCAAAUACCAGGAGCUGCAAAACAGUCCACCCAAAUACCAGGAGAUUCAGAAUCCUCCACCCAAAUACCAGGAGAUGAAUCCUCCACUUUACUAGAGGAACAAGUCCGCCUCUCUUCUCUGCUGUUAGCUCGGCAUUCAGGGUCUGAUGUGGCCUCUUUUUUGUUGUUGAUUUGAGGCAAUCCUCACUGUUCGGCCUCCAAAGUGCCUUAGCAGGGAGUCCUGAAACAUGGUGGAGACUGUCACAAAAAACACCACUGGGUUUUAUUUUGUACUGAAAUAAUGAUUCAUGUUAUUCUCUAUUUUUACGUAGGUAAGCACACCUGGGACAGGGCUCAUUUAGCACUUGAAAUGUUGCCGUGAUUUACUGUUUUCAUGCGACCAGAGAGGACCACAAGAUAAUUUAACCUCAGGAAAAUUAGUUGAUGGUUCCUAGGAUCUUUUUUUUUUUUUUCAUCUCAAUGAUUAAAAAAAGCUUCUAGACUGUGCAAAAUUACAGAUAUGGCUUGAAAAAGCACCUAAAAGUAGAAAAAUACAGUCAUGUAUGAUAAUAAAGCAAAAAAGUAUGAUAAAUAAAGUAAGAUAAGAAAUAUUUGCAUUGUCUGGACGAAUUUAGUCUGCACCCCGUUCCUGACCAAAGAUUUGCAAUGCAACAAGACCAUUUCAGAAGCCGGUUGCUGCAAGAAUCGGCUGACAGUGCUGCCGGCGUUUCAGUUUGCAGAUUUUAGAACACAAGACACGUGUGUUUUAACAGAUUAGUUACGGCAUUGCAGAUGCUCACCUUGUUGCAAUGGCAAAGUUGAAGAUUUUAUACGUUGAAUCUGCUCUUUUUUUCUUGCACAAUCAUUAGAAAUGCAAAGAAAAUCCAAAAAAGUAGGUCUGAUCUUCUCAAGGCUGCAGAAUGGGAUGCCUCCUGCAUAACGCUGCAUAUUUAUCAGAAGUUACUGCAGAAAUCGCAGUGUUAUCAGCUGUUUCAUGGGUGAAAUACAGCCUCGGUUGUUACUGUUUUCUCUGUUUUGUAGAGGCAACACCAACUCCUUUAAAGCAGUGGUUCUCAACUGGUGGGUCAGGCCCCAAAAGUUGGUCAUAGAGCCCUUUUCAGUAGCCCAGAUAGCGUUUGGAAAAAAGUCUGUCUGAAGCACAAACUGUGCUUUUUUUUGUUAAAUACAUCUGAUUGGUCAAAAAACAGAAAUUUGGAUCACAGAUUCUCAUUGAAGUGUAUGGUUGGUCCUGAGGCUUGACCAGGUCCUCUGAACAGGAAGUUCUUAGCUGGACGGGCAUCAGGAACCACCAUGUCUUCAAAGAGAGAUGGCGUCCCAGAUUUUUAAGCAAUCCUCAACUGCUCAGAUUUAUUGAAUGAAAAGGGUUGCAGUUUUGGACUUUCAGUGGAAUAAAUCAUGAUUUAACAGAGAGACAAGGAAACUUGUUGAAAGUGCAUCAGUACCAGAGGACAUACAGUUUAUUUUUCCUGAGAUAACCUGAAAAUUCAGCUAAUUUGUUGAGGAAUUAUCCUGUUCUCUUGGGAAACCCAACUUUUUGAUCAUGAGUAAAGGAGAUAAAUAAUUUGAAAACUAGAGAAAGAAGCAAAAUUUACUUAUUAUCAAAAGAAAAGCUUAUAAAGUCAAAUAUCGAUAAGAAAAACUCAGAACUUCAGGAUUUAAAAAGUUGUACAUUUAUGAGAAAAAAAUUUCAUAAGUCUUAAAUUUUGACUUUAGAAACAGAAAUAUAUCAAGUUUUUACAUCCAUGUAAAGUCAAGAUUUUACCCCAAAAAAACAAAUCGAAAUCAGUUUUGUUUCACGGACAUUUCUGACUUUAAGGUAGAUUUUUUUUCUCAUAAAGUAACGACUUUUUAAACUUAAAAAUUUGGCGCUUUUUCUUGAAAAUCAACAGUACCUCUUGAUUAUUUUUCUUCUAGAGAGGCUAUAAUACGCCCUUGUUAUAAUAAAAAGUUUAAUUGUCAAUUAAAGGCUUUCUAUGUCGGGGUAUUCUCAAUGAAAACAGUUCAAAUUGACGUUGAAUUUUUCCCAGAGGGUCCUUGCUGUUCUUAAAAUCUAAGUACGGAGGCCUGAAGGGGAAAAAAGGUUGGGAACUAUGGCUCUAAAUGACUGAAAAACUCCUGGAAUAGCUGGGAGAAUUUGGCAAAUAAUGGAAUUUUUAAGCUUGAAGCUUGUGCAUGAGCCCCCUUACAUUAAGUCUGGAUCCUCUUGAUUGUUCUACUUUUGCUUUUUUCACAACAGAAGAUCUGCAACCGCAGUAACUCACUGUUUCUGACUUUAUUUACGUCGUAGGAAAUGCAGUGGCGAGACAGGCGUACAAACGUGUCAUUGCAAUGGAAACCGUGCAGUUUACGUCAACAUGCAGGCUUUCAGAGCCUUGCUGAGUGUCUCUCUGCAAGUUUUGGGUCCUCCUUGCUGCAAAUCUUUGGUCUGAUCUGGGUUUAAGAAGCUUUGAGAGACAAAAAACAAAGAGAUUAAAAAUCUAGCUUUUUUUGUGCAUUAGGUGGAAAAUACCAACUCAAAUGGUUCUUAUCUGAAAAUAUUUACUGACUUUUCUUUGUACCCACAUCCUCUCUGGUCUCAGCAAAAAUCUGCUCUACUUUCCCAAACAUAAUUGCACUUUACUUUAAUGCAAUGCAAAAAAAACCCUAUAUUUUUCUCUCCACUGGUUCUGAAAAUAACUCUGCAAAUGGCCUUAAACAGACUUGAGUUUAUGCAAUACAUUACACUGUGGUUAGCUUUAAAUGUUUCCUCUCAGCCUCAUGCGUCAGUGGUACACGUGUCAGAGCGCCUCUUGCCUCAGUUUUUCUUAUUCCUUAUAAAUAAUAUUACUCAAAUAUGUUCUUUACUGUCUAACGUCACAGCAGGGCUUAUCUAAGGAGAAAUAAAGGAACAUCUGAUUAACAGUAAUGAACCACUCCCUGAUGACCAACAUAAGAGGGCUUUUAUUUUGAAAAACGAGCGCUGUCAUGACAAACUCAAAGGAAUGUUGAAGUAUUUCAGAGCUUUAAAUUUAUUUUUGUACUGAAAAGUGUAAAGCAGGAAGUAAACAGAGGAUGUUUGAGUCACUUUAAAGACGAAGAAGCCAGUAAACGUCUGAAACUGGAGAAAAGGGAGAGAAUCUUUUUAAAUUUGAGACCCUUCUUUGUAUCGAUUCUUCUGCUGUGACUGUAGAACCCUUGUAGAAAUAAAAACUUCAAAAUAAA
Messenger RNA from Cheilinus undulatus (humphead wrasse), 4079 nucleotides. Its product is annotated as tetraspanin-8-like. The record is from RefSeq and is a predicted model, not a curated record. The transcript is spliced from 9 exons. Lineage: Eukaryota; Metazoa; Chordata; Actinopteri; Labriformes; Labridae. Gene Ontology annotation, cellular component: membrane. Bases 122 to 973 code for a protein of 283 amino acids.